Messenger RNA from Ostreobium quekettii, 552 nucleotides. The record is from the annotation of a GenBank genome assembly. NCBI's taxonomy places the organism in Eukaryota, Viridiplantae, Chlorophyta, Ulvophyceae, Bryopsidales, Ostreobiaceae.
AUGAGGUUUCAAUGCGACGCCAGAUACGUGCUGGUGGUCGAGAAGGACGCGAUAUUCCAGCGCCUCACGGAGGACAGGUUCUUCGACAUGGUGCCGUGCGUGAUGGUGACGGGGAAAGGCAUGCCGGACGUCGCGACCCGGAUGUUUCUGAGGAAGCUGUGCGACUGCUUCCCGUGGAUGACUGUCCUGGGGCUGGUGGACUGGAACCCUUCAGGCGUGGCGAUACUGUCUGUGUACAAAUAUGGAAGCCACAGAAUGGGCCUGGAGUCUCCAAGGUAUGCCCUCCCGUCCCUGCGGUGGCUUGGAGUCCGUUCCCCCAUGCUGCAACACGUGGAUCCCGCGAUGUUCCAGCCGCUGACUGCCCGAGACAGGGCCCUGUCUCGGACCCUGAGGUCCAGGCUCGCGCACGAGCCUUCGUGGGUGGAGGAAAUCUGCAGCAUGGACGAAACCGGACGGAAGGCGGAAAUUGAGGCGGCGUACAACGUGCACGGCUUCGAUGGGCUGGCCGCCGCCCUGACCAGAAGCAUUUUGAGGCGCGAAUACAUUCCCUAG